AUGGCGGACACUUCUCUCGAGCCAAAGGAGCUCGGCACCUUGAUCGUGGUUGUUGGUAAAGCGAGAAACUUACCUAACAAGAGCAGGUUCGGGAAGCAAGAUCCGUUCUGUACUGUCAUGGUCAACGACGAGAAGCAAAAGACAAAACCUAUCAAGCGCGGAGGUCAACACCCAGAAUGGGACGAGGAACUUCGAUUCACCAUCUUGGAAGAUAUCGAAGAUAUCAUCUCCCGGUCCGAAUCUACAGAUUUAUCUGCUUCCCUAUCCUCAUCCACCUCUCAAUCUUUAUCAGCACCGGGAGUGACCACCCCCGCUCAAUUGGCGGAGAGAAGUCGAAAGGGACCCAUCAAGAAGAAGGGUGGGAAAAGUAUGAGGGUGAAUUGUUAUGCCGAUGACGCUAGGGAGCCGGAACUGAUAGGGGAGGUGGUGGUGAGUAUUGAAGAGGUGUUGAAGAAAGGAGAAGUGGAUGAAUGGUAUGAAUUUACACAUAAAGAAAAAUAUGCUGGAGAGGUGUAUCUCGAACUCACUUUCUACUCCAAUGACGCACCCCCAGUCAAACGCAACGUCCCUCGACCUUCUGUUCAUCCUCAUCCCAUGCCAGGCGGUUUUCCUUCCUCUUCAUCCUCCGCUAGCUCGUUGAAUGGUCGGCAUGGAGGGAUCGCCACAUCUGGGAGUGUGUCAGGGAUGAGUCUCUAUAUCCCUCCAUACGUCCAACCCUCUAGAGCGGCUUCGCCCACACCAACUCAAUUAUCGACCACGCCGAGCUUACGUACGGCAACUAGCUUUGCUAAUCUCGGUUUACCACCAGGACAAUCCCGUCACAGCCUUACACCCACAUUACCUGCCCAACCUUCUUACCCUCCUAGACAUGCCAACAGCCUUUCUCCGAUAGACUCUCUCGCAAACCAAACCUCCAGAUUAUCUCUCAGUACCACUUACAACGAUCUUCGUCCUACUUCUGCUAUGGGCCAAUCUGCCAGUUUAGGACCUCAUUAUGCCGGACAUCGACAUUCACUUGGAGGUUCUGAUGUUCCGUGGGGUGGAUUAUUACCACAGAGCCAACCACCACAACCCGCGCCUCAUCACCGACCUCAAUCUACAAGUAGCGUCCCGUUUCAUCACGAGGAAGACAGAAACCAAGCUGCUACCCCCGUUCCACGACCUGUAUCAGGUAUGGCUUAUCCUGGACCUGGACAAUAUUUAGGGGAACCUGCACCGAUACCAGAUGGGUUGAGACCUGGUGAACCGAGGAUUCAUGCGAAUAGCUUUUCUCAAGCUGCAUCAACGUCAUAUAAUCCUAUACCUCCUAUUCUUCCACAUUCAAACUCUGCACCUCCAGGAGCUCAUUACCAAGUCCCUACCUCUUCUUAUGGUACUCUACCACCUCCUAUAGCUCCACCUCCAAGAGCUCCAAGUCCGAAUCCAAGACCCUUGUCUUAUUAUCCUCCUGAACAACCCAUGCAGAAUAUACCACAAUCCAACCAUUGGCCAGGAGAGAUAUAUAAACAAAAUGAUAUCGGUCGAAGUAAUUCAUAUUCUUCUCAACAUUCAUCUAAUCGACCUUUAUCUCAAGUUCCGGAAAACUACUACACUCCUCCUAAAACUUCAAGACAAAGUUAUUCUUCUCCUUCCUCAACUUCGUAUCCUCAUCAAUCCCCUCCUAUUCAAUCCACACAGAAUGGUUAUGUACCAUGGUAUCAACAAACUCAACCUACUCCUACUCCACCAAAACAACAAACCUCACAUCAAUCAACUUAUGAUCCUUAUAUUCAAGAACAACGUUAUGCAAAUACACCAGCACCUGCACCACCUUUACCCAACCGUAGACCUAUACCACAUCCUCCUCCACCUAAACCACAAGGAGUAGGAUAUUAUCCUUCUGAUGAAUUGUAUCUAAUGAGACAAGAUGCCACUACACCAGUACCAUCUUGGCAACCUCAAACAAGUACCAGUCCUAAUCCUCAUUUUCCCAACCAGACGAAUCAUAUCAAUCCUAUGCCACAUUUGGUAAAUCCGAUCAUUCCACAUCCUGAUUCAGGCUCUGGACCUGGUCAAUGGUCUCAUCAAACAGGAUAUACGUCAACGAAUGGGUACGAAAAUCAAUACAACUCUACUUAUCCUACAAACACACCUCAUGGUGCUCCAGCAGGUUGGCACUCUACUUUACCUCAACCAAAUCUUGAUCAUACUUCAAAUACCUCUUCAUAUCCAGCUCGUCAACCUUCUCCUUCACCAUUAUAUCCAGCCAAUUCUCAUUAUCCGACAAGACAACCUUCUCCAGCUCCAUAUCCACCAAGACAACCCUCUCCUUCUCCAUAUCCACCAAGACAACCAUCACCCUCUCCAUACCCACCUCAAAACAACUCAUACCCUUUGUCACCUAAUCAAUACACAAGACCAACUUCACCUCUCCCACCUAAUCAACCAUUACCUAGUACGAACCAAGGUUGGAGACAAUAUAUGCAAUCUUUAGGAACGGGUAAAGAUGGUCCUACUAGAUCGAUGAGUCCACAACCGCCACCUAAAGAUCUUAAUCAUCCUAAUCAUACGCAAUACCAAGUCGGUGGAAGCACUCCAGGUGGUGGUGGUGGUGGUGGUGGUGGAGGAGGAGGAGGAGGAGGAGGAGGACAAUGGUAUAAACCUCCACCGAGUUUACCAAGUUCUAUCAAACCUCCCGAAGGAUGGAAAACGACUUUACACAAUGAUCAAUACCGAACUUGA
Molecule: messenger RNA, 2721 nt
Organism: Tremella mesenterica DSM 1558
Lineage: Eukaryota; Fungi; Basidiomycota; Tremellomycetes; Tremellales; Tremellaceae
Exons: 7
Coding region: 1-2721 (906 amino acids)
Source: RefSeq, a predicted model, not a curated record